AUGCGUAAGAAAAGAUGCACUUUAAAGGAUGGUAAUAGUAAAAAUCUAAUAAAUGGACUAGUAAAACAGAAUAAAUGCCUUGAUAUUAAAAAGUUAUAUUUAAGAAAUGCACCUAAAAGGCCAGGAUAUCGACCAAUUCCAGGAGUAUCAGUGUACCCUCAAAACUUCAAAUCUCCCAGAAUACUUAAAGAGAGUACAUAUAAGGAUAAAACUUUGGAUAUAUGUCAUGAUUCAAUAAGUGAGGAACAAUCUAGCUGUCGUUGUGGUGAUGUUAUAACAUGUCCUGGAAGUCAGGAAUUCCGCUGCAAUAACUCAGACAAAAGUGACCAUAUUAAGGAAAACUUUAUAAGUUCUUGUGAACCAGUAGAUUUUAGAGGUUUAAGAGGUUUAUUAUGGUCAAAAAUAGAUGUAAGGAAAGUUGAAAUGUUUGAGAAAAGAUUUACUGAACCUAAUGCCUCGGGUACAAUUCCACAAGAUUUAAAUGAAAACUUUGGAGCUCCAAUAUUUUUAUCAAAGGAGAAUAAUAAUAGUAAUAAUAAAUUAGAAAGGAAGAUUUCUAACUCUAAUGAAAAUAAAGAUAUAAACUUAGCAUCAGUGAUUGGACUAUGGAAUGACUGCAAUAAUCGCUUAAUUGAAUUAGAGCCAGAAUAUACAAUAAACAGAGAUUUACAAAAUUCUAUUAAAGCUGAGUUAGAUCAUGGAAUAAGGUUGUUGGAGGUUCAAUUACGUAAAUUAGCAAUGGCAGAACGACAGCUUAUUCAUUUACAACUAAAUCAAUUAAGCUCUCAGGUAGGGACUCCAAAGUAUAAUGCUGUGCAUGGAAUGCUACAUGAUAAUAAUAAAAAAGUACUUAAAUAUGAUAUACCAAACAUUUCGUGGUUUAUGGGUUUAAAUGCACUAGAUAUAGGUAAUUAUUGUCACAAAAUUGCUGACUUAGAAGGAAGAUUCAUGUUUAAUUCUCAAUUUAACCAGGCUUCAAUAUAUGAAGAACUAGAAAGUGAAGACGAAGAUUUAAAUAAGAAUUGGAAUAUAAAUUGUGAUAAUAAAUUGGAUAGAUAUGGUAAAGAAUUACUAUCAAGACACUUGAGUAGAAGGUUAACUGAAAAAGAAAGUGAACUAUUAUUACAAAGAAAUACAUUGACUAAACUUUCUAAAUUAAUGAAACUUUUACAGUAUUCACCUCUAGCAAAUUUCCCGUGUACAAAAGGAAAUCGCUAUAUAUUCUUAAAUCCUGUGGAUAUUGGUAAUACUUGUAUUGUUUGGAAUGCAUUUGACUUUGUUGAUUUCAUACCUUGCGUAUUGAAAUUAUACAAAGUGAAUUUUGAAGUUAAUAUGGAGUUAUUAUCUAAAUCAAUAUUUGCAAAAAGUCUUUGUAUUAAUUCAAACUCAUAUAAGUUAAAGAGUCUUUUAGAACAGGGGAUGAAUUUUUUAAGAUUUAUCAAAAAUAUUUAUAAUAGAGGUAUUCAAAAUUUUAAGUCUAGAAUAACUCUUCCAAAAACAUGCUUAUAUACUAAACAAAAAUUCAGUAAUUUAAAUUAUUCAAUUAAAAAUGAUUUUAUAUUAAAAAAUAAAUUUAUUCAAAAUGCAAUUGCAAGCAUAUCUUUAUGUAGUAACAUUUUUGAGUGGCAUAUACCUCUAAGUUCAGCAUCAAUUAUUGUAGAAUCUCAUCCUUAUAUUGAAUACUAUGAUAUAAGGUCAUAUGUUUCAUCAAUUGGGGUUAUGGAUGAAUAUACUGCUUUAAUGUAUAUUAGAUCACUUAUUCGAUUCUUGCACUUAAUUAGCUUGGAUGAAAUGAAAAGUAACCAGUCUUUAGAAUUUCAGGGGACAUUUAAUAUUAAGCAUUGCAUUCUACCAAUUAAAGCUAGUCAUAUAUAUGUUAAGAAAGAAGAGUGUUGCAUAUCUAUAGGCCCUUUGGAUUCAAUAUUAUUAAUUUCAUCUACUAACGAACAAAUGGUAGGAGAUAUUGAUACAGAUUUUUCACAGCUGAGAACAGAAUAUUUACAAUAUAAUAAGUGUUAUCCUCAAGAUUUAUUUUUAUCAGAAAGUUUACUAGAAUAUCAUAGUGGAGAAAAUAUCAUUUAUUAUUUGCCAAAUGAAAUUAUUAUGCUAAAUAAACGAAAUUUAAAUAUUGGAGAAGACUUUGAUUCACUAUCUACAUCUACAAACGUACCACCUAUUUUAUUUAGCCAAAUGUAUACAAAUGAGCAAAUUCAUAUAUAUAUGACUGGUGUAUUACUAUAUUAUUGCUUAACUGGAAAUUAUUAUAAUAGGAAUAUAAAGGAAAUUUUAGAUUUAUCUGGUGUUUCACAAGAUACAAAAAAUUUACUCUUGACUAUGUUAGAUUCAAAUUGUUUUAGAAAGACAAGCCCUACUUUUGAUACAAUUCUAAAUAUUCCACUACUUUCACCUGAAAAUCUAGUUGGAACAUGUGGUGUACAGCUUUGCAAUAAUAGAAUUUAUUAUUAG
Molecule: messenger RNA, 2466 nt
Organism: Cryptosporidium muris RN66
Lineage: Eukaryota; Apicomplexa; Conoidasida; Eucoccidiorida; Cryptosporidiidae
Exons: 1
Coding region: 1-2466 (821 amino acids)
Source: RefSeq, a predicted model, not a curated record